CUGAUAGUGAACAACCCUCCAACCGCAAAACGCUCUGUCUACGUCUUCGGCGCAAACUCCCACGGCCAGCUGGGUCUUGGCCACGCAGAAGCAAACGUCACGCAGCCUACACUGAAUACGAACCUAACGAAGGAUACGGUUGGUGUUGUGGAUCUUGCGGCUGGUGGUCGCCACUGCGUUGCUCUCACGCACGAUAAUCGCAUCUUGACAUGGGGCGAUAACAGUGACGGGCAACUGGGGAGGGAGACCCAAGCCCAGCAGGAACCAACUCCUACAGAGGUGGACUUUACAACCGUGGGAUUACCCGCAGAGACGGUCUUCGUACAGGUUACUGCGACGGAGAGCGCGACGUUCGUACUCACAGAGUUCGGCGAUGUCUACGGUUGGGGGACUUUUAGGGUAUGCCUCCUCAACUUACAAAUCCUCAUCGGCUUCCGGCCCUCAGUAACAUUCCAGCGCACCCCACUACACAUCCCCGAACUCAAAUACGUCAAGAAACUCGCUGCAGGCGCCCAGCAUCGCAGCAUGCCCAAGCCCGAAAAUGCUGUCUUUGCUUGGGGCGCGUAUAAACGCGACCAGCUCGGACGCAGGAUCCUAGGCCGGCAACGCGCUGCUGCCACAGCUGGUCUGACGCCUCGACUUGUUGCGCUCCCUGGGAAAACGAAGUGCGAUGUGGCUUCUAUCGGGACGGGGGCGUACCAUUCUUUCGCGGUGAAGGGGGACGGGUAUGUCUAUGCAUGGGGGUAUAACCGGUAUGGGCAGACAGGUGUUAUCGACGAUGUGAAUUUGCUAGGAGCAGACUCGACUGUUCCAGUUCCUACGGGACUGGAGGGGCUGGGACUGGGAAGUCUGGAGCCGGAUAGGGAGUAUAUACUUACUGGGGGGAGGGAUCAUAGUCUUGCUGUUACAGAAGAUGGACGGUGUUUGAGCUGGGGGUCUAUUGGGGGGAACUCACUAGGAGUUAGGCAGGAUAUGAUAUCCGAGGAUGAUUUAUUUUUUGAGGAUGGUUCAGAGACGCCGAGGAUCCUGACGAAACCGACGAUUGUUUCGGGGGUUGAGUCGAGGGUUGAGAAGGCUUCGGCGGGAUGGGGACAUUCGAUUUUGGUAUCAAAGUCGGGGACGGCGUAUGCCUGGGGUUCGAAUGGAGAGUACGAGGUAAAGCAGCCCCGGAGUAACGGCGUAGAAUUGCCCAGCGCAGUUCAGACGAGUCCGUUGAGAGGACUCAGGGUUGUUGAUGCUGCUGCAGGCAGGCAGUUUAGUGUUUUG
Aspergillus versicolor CBS 583.65 is the source of this 1266-nucleotide messenger RNA. Its product is annotated as RCC1-like domain-containing protein. The transcript is spliced from 3 exons. The record is from RefSeq and is a predicted model, not a curated record. Lineage: Eukaryota; Fungi; Ascomycota; Eurotiomycetes; Eurotiales; Aspergillaceae. Gene Ontology annotation, cellular component: cytoplasm. Gene Ontology annotation, molecular function: guanyl-nucleotide exchange factor activity. The annotation marks the transcript as partial.